AGUCGCUCGAAAGCCGUUCCAGACGCGAUCAGUACGUUUUGAGUUGUGGUUCGCGACGGUUGCUGAUCUUCCAGUGCUCCCAAGAAAAAAAACGAAAACCGACAAGUAUCUCCUCCCCACAAGCCUCUGUAUCUCCAUCUCCGAGUGAUCUCCAUCUCUAUCUGUAUCUCUAUCUGUGGCUGCAUCUGUAACUCUCUCCCGUGAGAGUCUUGCGAGUGCGCUGGUGUGCGUGUCCGAGUGUGAGCGUGUGCUAAGCUUUUUGCUGUCGCCUAUCUGUGAGGGUAUUGGUGCUUCGGCCUGAACUAUGGUUCGCGUGUUCGUGUGCGUCUAACACUCGUACGUAUCGUAAUUUAAAAAUAAGUAUUUCGACAUUCCGCCGUGGAAACUAUGUGACAUACCAGUCCAGAUCCCCAUAUGCACCACAACGAAACAACGAAACAAAACGAUCUAUACCGCGAAAUAUUAUUAAUAACCCCUCUAAGGGCCAAGAGCAGCGACAAUUGUGAUUAACAAACGAACCCCGACCCCAAAUUAGCCCCGAAAAGCAACCAGGUGCAACACCAGUCACUCAGUCUCUCAGCGAUUACCUCAUCUGUGUCAAAAUGGUAUCAAAAAACAGUAAAAAGAAACAAGUGUCGCAGCAGCAGCAGCAGCCGCCAGCCACAUCGACCACAACCACAUCGUCGUCGGCUACGGCCACGAAGCUCACCAAACAACUGGGACCCGACGCUACAGCGACCCUCACCACUAAGAGCAGCUCCACCUCGAUGGAGCACGAGUCCGUCUCGUACGGAGAGCCAGUGGCGAGCACCUCAUCCUCCACUCCUGUGCUGGCGGCCAGCACUGCAUCCUCGUCUCCCAUGCCUGCGGCUGGUGUCAGGAGCUACAGCCGCAGCAGCAAGAGCAAGGCAGCCAUGUCAAGCUCCCAAUCCUCAUACACAGAGAAAUCUCAGUCUAAGUUACAAUCCCAAUCCCAAUCCCAGUCGGAGCAGUUUAGCAGCAGCAGCAGUAGCACCGCCAAGAUUUCCAGGGAUUACUCCAACGAGAAGAUCAUUGCCUCGAUCGAUCUGCUGGAGAGUGAGAAGAAGGAGCCAGUGUUCUCUGUCCCCAUCGAGGUGGUAGAGAUCACAACGCCCACGCUCUCCAUGUCAGCCAGCGGCGGCAGCCUCUCCAAGAUGUACACGUCCUCUUCCAUGUCUUCCAGUCAGCAGCGACAGCAGCAGCAGGCGAGCAGCAGCUCCACUUACUUCGCCUCCACAACCAGUUCCAGCUCCAAUCGGAGCGCCAAUGAAACGCUCAUUGCAAGCGAGAGAGCCGACACAGCGGCUACCGGUAUGACAUCAUCCGGUGCGAGGAAACAGGUUGGCUUUGACACGAGCAGUAGUACCAAUACCAAUACCAACAUCAGUGUUGAUGUCAAUACCAAUACCAACACUAACACCAACACCAAGAGUACCAGCAGCAGCAGCAAAAGCUUCAGUGAAUCUCAGAGCGUGCCAAAGCUGCCACCAGCGAGCGGAACAGCUGACGGGCCCACAUCGGUGACGUCAUCAAGUUGCCCCGAACCGGUUGCCGCGCCGUCUGCCGUGACCACAACAAAGGGGACGUCAUCCACCUCGCAGAACGAUAAACUGGAACAGCUGUCGGGAACGACAACAGCUGUGGACCACAAGAAAGCCACUUCAUCGACAUCCAAAAAAGAGGUCAGCGAGACCACCACACGGAGCAGCUCGAGCAGCACCAAGCAGUCCACAUCUUCGUCCAAGAAGGAGGUGUAUGACGUGAAGACCAAGACCUGGACCGAGCUCAGCGAUGGCACCAACCCCCAUCCUGGGGGCAACACAAGCAAGCCCACCUUUGAGCGGUACGUCAGCAAGGAGUCGGACGGUAGCUGCAAGGUGACGUACAAGAAGAAGAUAUACGACAGGCGCAACAAUAGGUGGCGCGUGGUUGACGAACGGACUGUGGACAGCACCGCUGACCGGGGCUAUCCCGAAAUAGUCGAUGAUGUCAUCAACACAACCACCACAACAUACACCACCAAGGUGUACGACACGAAACUCGGCAAGUGGACGGUCGUCGACGAGAAGUCGUACAGAGAUAGCAAAGCUUUCGUGCCCAAUGACAUUGCUCGUGAAAUCGAGAAAGAUAAUACCGAUGUGGCAAACAUAACAACUACCACGGAGGUAACAAAGAUAUUCGAUGCGAGCAUCAACGAUUGGCGUGUUCUGGACGAGAAGGUGCACACGGAUGUCAUUGAGAAGAUUGUAGAGACCCCCAAGAAGACCAUCUACGUGGAUGAAUUUGUGGAGAUUGAGAAGAACACCUCGAUUUCGGAGAACAAUGAGAACAUAACCCUGAAUCUGAACGAAACAUCGAAACACAAAAAUAUUACCGAAAAUAUUUAUGAUGAAAUCGAUUAUGUGCGCACCGAUAAGAAACGCUUAGACGAUUCAAGAAACCGUGGAGUCGUCAAGAACAAAAAUACUACGCAUAGCGAGCGGUGCAUCUGUGAGAUCUGCACAUGCGGACGACAUCACUGCUCAACCAGCACAACUAAAUCAACAGAAAACACAAUCAUUGAAACCGAUGAUACCCUCGAGGAAGCAUACACGAGAGUACGUACAAAUACCUGGUCGAAGAGAGACAAUGGAAACAUUCCCAAGCCAAACGAAGACAUAUUAGUGGACUACGUAGUUAUAAAGAAGCCAGAAGAUAAUCUAAAGCCAGAAGGAGACUUCGUAGUCCCACCAAAAGAGCCAUACAAGCCCGGCGAGAGGCGUGAGAAAAUUGUGCACACUGACAAUUUGCGAACAGAGGGAGAAAUGACCUUCAACGAGAGGGAGGAGUAUCAAUACACCGUCCGUCCUGAAUAUAAGAAGCCGACGGACAACCUUAAGCCCGAGGGCGAGUUUUACAGCCCAGAGAAGCCAAAAUAUCAGCCUGGAGACCGCCCAACACAAGUACGACACAAGGAUAACUUGCGGCCUGAAGGUGACUUCUAUACGCCCGACAAGAAGGGCUAUACACCAGCCGAUCGACCCACCCAAAAGAAACCCGUGGAUAACCUCAAGACGGAGGGAGAAUUCCUUACGCCGGAAAAACCCACCUAUCGGCCAGGAGAAAGAUCAGAGAAAAUUAUUCGCAGCGACAACUUGCGCACCGAAGGAGAAAUGACUUUUGUGGAGAAGCAGGAGUACCAAUAUGUGGUUCGACCAGGACAAAUAAAGCCCACUGAUAACCUCAAACCAGAGGGUGAAUUUUACAGUCCUGAGAAACCGAAGUACAGACCAGGCGAUCGUCCAACACAAGUUAGGCAUGAAGACAAUCUGAAACCCGAAGGCGACUUCUACACUCCAGAAAAACCAGGAUACAAGCCUAGUGAACGUCCAUCUCAAGUGCGACCUGAGGAUAAUCUCCGACCUGAGGGAGAGUUCUACACACCGGAUAAAUCAGGAUUCAGACCCGCCGAGAGGCCAGUACAGAAGAAACCAGAAGAUAAUCUAAAACCCGAGGGAGAUUUCUACAGUCCCGAAAAGCAGAAGUAUAUGCCAGGGGAACGGCCUUCCCAAGUCAGACCUGAAGACAAUCUCCGACCUGAGGGCGAAUUCUACAGUCCCGAGAAACCCAAGUACAGACCAGGUGAACGUCCAUCGCAAGUCAGACCUGAAGACAAUCUCCGACCUGAGGGAGAGUUCUACACUCCAGAUAAACCUGGAUUCAAACAAGCUGAGAGGCCGGUCCAGAAGAAACCCGUGGACAAUUUGAAGCCCGAAGGAGAGUUUACGAAGCCUGAGAAACAGGUUUACAAACCUGCUGAUAAAAACGAAAGGAUCAUUCGUAAGGACAACCUACGUAGCGAAGGUGAAAUGACGUUCGUUGAAAAACAGGAGUAUCAAUACGUGGUACGACCCGAUCAAGUCAGACCCACGGAUAACUUGAAGCCCGAAGGUGACUUCUGCAGUCCCGAAAAGCAGAAGUAUACGCCAGGUGAACGUCCAACCCAAGUCAGACCAGAAGACAAUCUCCGACCUGAGGGAGAUUUCUACACUCCGGAUAAACCAGAAUUCAGACCCGCUGAGAGACCUGUUCAGAAGAAGCCGGAGGAUAAUCUGAAACCCGAGGGAGAUUUCUACAGUCCCGAAAAACAGAAGUAUACGCCAGGAGAACGUCCAACCCAAGUCAGACCUGAAGACAAUCUCCGACCUGAGGGAGAGUUUUAUACUCCGGAUAAACCUGGAUUCAGACCCGCUGAAAGACCUGUUCAGAAGAAGCCGGAGGAUAAUCUAAAACCCGAAGGAGAUUUCUACAGUCCCGAAAAGCAGAAGUAUACACCAGGAGAACGUCCAACCCAGGUCAGACCUGAAGACAAUCUGAGACCUGAGGGAGAAUUCUACAGUCCCGAGAAACCCAAGUACAGACCUGGUGAACGUCCAUCGCAAGUCAGACCUGAAGACAAUCUCCGACCUGAGGGAGAGUUUUACACUCCGGAUAAACCCGGAUUCAGGCCCGCUGAGAGACCAGUCCAAAAGAAACCAGUGGACAAUUUGAAGCCCGAAGGAGAGUUUACGAAGCCUGAGAAACAGGUUUACAAACCUGCUGAUAAAAACGAAAGGAUCAUUCGUAAGGACAACCUACGUAGCGAAGGUGAAAUGACGUUCGUUGAGAAACAGGAGUAUCAUUACGUGGUACGACCCGAUCAAGUCAGACCCACGGAUAACUUGAAGCCCGAAGGUGACUUCUACAGUCCCGAAAAGCAGAAGUAUACGCCAGGGGAACGUCCAACCCAAGUCAGACCUGAAGACAAUCUCCGACCUGAGGGAGAGUUCUACAGUCCCGAGAAACCCAAGUACAGACCUGGUGAACGUCCAUCGCAAGUCAGACCUGAAGACAAUCUCCGACCUGAGGGAGAGUUCUACACUCCGGAUAAACCAGGAUUCAGACCCGCUGAAAGACCUGUUCAGAAGAAGCCGGAGGAUAAUCUAAAACCCGAAGGAGAUUUCUACAGUCCCGAAAAGCAGAAGUAUACACCAGGAGAACGUCCAACCCAGGUCAGACCUGAAGACAAUCUGAGACCUGAGGGAGAAUUCUACAGUCCCGAGAAACCCAAGUACAGACCUGGUGAACGUCCAUCGCAAGUCAGACCUGAAGACAAUCUCCGACCUGAGGGAGAGUUUUACACUCCGGAUAAACCCGGAUUCAGGCCCGCUGAGAGACCAGUCCAAAAGAAACCCGUGGACAAUUUGAAGCCCGAAGGAGAGUUUACGAAGCCUGAGAAACAGGUUUACAAACCUGCUGAUAAAAACGAAAGGAUCAUUCGUAAGGACAACCUACGUAGCGAAGGUGAAAUGACAUUCGUUGAAAAACAGGAGUAUCAAUACGUGGUACGACCCGAUCAAGUCAGACCCACGGAUAACUUGAAGCCCGAAGGUGACUUCUACAGUCCCGAAAAGCAGAAGUAUACGCCAGGAGAACGUCCAACCCAAGUAAGACCUGAAGACAAUCUGAGACCUGAGGGAGAAUUCUACAGUCCCGAGAAACCCAAGUACAGACCUGGUGAACGUCCAUCGCAAGUCAGACCUGAAGACAAUCUCCGACCUGAGGGAGAGUUCUACACUCUGGAUAAACCAGGAUUCAGACCCGCUGAAAGACCUGUUCAGAAGAAGCCGGAGGAUAAUCUGAAACCCGAAGGAGAUUUCUACAGUCCCGAAAAGCAGAAGUAUACACCAGGAGAACGUCCAACCCAGGUCAGACCUGAAGACAAUCUGAGACCUGAGGGAGAAUUCUACAGUCCCGAGAAACCCAAGUACAGACCUGGUGAACGUCCAUCGCAAGUCAGACCUGAAGACAAUCUCCGACCUGAGGGAGAGUUUUACACUCCGGAUAAACCCGGAUUCAGGCCCGCUGAGAGACCAGUCCAAAAGAAACCCGUGGACAAUUUGAAGCCCGAAGGAGAAUUUACGAAGCCUGAGAAACAGGUUUACAAACCUGCUGAUAAAAACGAAAGGAUCAUUCGUAAGGACAACCUACGUAGCGAAGGUGAAAUGACGUUCGUUGAAAAACAGGAGUAUCAAUACGUGGUACGACCCGAUCAAGUCAGACCCACGGAUAACUUGAAGCCCGAAGGUGACUUCUACAGUCCCGAAAAGCAGAAGUAUACGCCAGGAGAACGUCCAACCCAAGUCAGACCUGAAGACAAUCUCCGACCUGAGGGAGAGUUCUACACUCCGGAUAGACCAGGAUUCAGACCCGCUGAGAGACCAGUCCAAAAGAAACCCGUGGACAAUUUGAAGCCCGAAGGAGAGUUUACGAAGCCUGAGAAACAGGUUUACAAACCUGCUGAUAAAAACGAAAGGAUCAUUCGUAAGGACAACCUACGUAGCGAAGGUGAAAUGACGUUCGUUGAGAAACAGGAGUAUCAAUACGUGGUACGACCCGAUCAAGUCAGACCGACGGAUAACCUGAAGCCCGAGGGUGACUUCUACAGUCCCGAAAAGCAGAAGUAUACGCCAGGAGAACGUCCAACCCAAGUCAGACCUGAAGACAAUCUGAGACCUGAGGGAGAAUUCUACAGUCCCGAGAAACCCAAGUACAGACCAGGUGAACGUCCAUCGCAAGUCAGACCUGAAGACAAUCUCCGACCUGAGGGAGAGUUCUACACUCCGGAUAAACUAGAAUUCAGACCCGCUGAGAGACCUGUUCAGAAGAAGCCGGAGGAUAAUCUGAAACCCGAGGGAGAUUUCUACAGUCCCGAAAAACAGAAGUAUACGCCAGGAGAACGUCCAACCCAAGUCAGACCUGAAGACAAUCUCCGACCUGAGGGAGAGUUUUAUACUCCGGAUAAACCUGGAUUCAGACCCGCUGAGAGACCAGUCCAAAAGAAACCCGUGGACAAUUUGAAGCCCGAAGGAGAGUUUACGAAGCCUGAGAAACAGGUUUACAAACCUGCUGAUAAAAACGAAAGGAUCAUUCGUAAGGACAACCUACGUAGCGAAGGUGAAAUGACGUUCGUUGAGAAACAGGAGUAUCAAUACGUGGUACGACCCGAUCAAGUCAGACCGACGGAUAACCUGAAGCCCGAGGGUGACUUCUACAGUCCCGAAAAGCAGAAGUAUACGCCAGGAGAACGUCCAACCCAAGUCAGACCUGAAGACAAUCUGAGACCUGAGGGAGAAUUCUACAGUCCCGAGAAACCCAAGUACAGACCAGGUGAACGUCCAUCGCAAGUCAGACCUGAAGACAAUCUCCGACCUGAGGGAGAGUUCUACACUCCGGAUAAACUAGAAUUCAGACCCGCUGAGAGACCUGUUCAGAAGAAGCCGGAGGAUAAUCUGAAACCCGAGGGAGAUUUCUACAGUCCCGAAAAACAGAAGUAUACGCCAGGAGAACGUCCAACCCAAGUCAGACCUGAAGACAAUCUCCGACCUGAGGGAGAGUUUUAUACUCCGGAUAAACCUGGAUUCAGACCCGCUGAGAGACCAGUCCAAAAGAAACCCGUGGACAAUUUGAAGCCCGAAGGAGAGUUUACGAAGCCUGAGAAACAGGUUUACAAACCUGCUGAUAAAAACGAAAGGAUCAUUCGUAAGGACAACCUACGUAGCGAAGGUGAAAUGACGUUCGUUGAGAAACAGGAGUAUCAAUACGUGGUACGACCCGAUCAAGUCAGACCGACGGAUAACCUGAAGCCCGAGGGUGACUUCUACAGUCCCGAAAAGCAGAAGUAUACGCCAGGAGAACGUCCAACCCAAGUCAGACCUGAAGACAAUCUCCGACCUGAAGGAGAAUUCUACAGUCCCGAGAAACCCAAGUACAGACCAGGUGAACGUCCAACGCAAGUCAGACCUGAAGACAAUCUCCGACCUGAAGGAGAGUUCUACACUCCGGAUAAGCCUGGAUUCAGACCCGCUGAGAGACCAGUCCAAAAGAAGCCCGUGGACAAUUUGAAGCCCGAAGGAGAGUUUACGAAGCCUGAGAAACAGGUUUACCAACCUGCUGAUAAAAACGAAAGGAUCAUUCGUAAGGACAACCUACGUAGCGAAGGUGAAAUGACGUUCGUUGAGAAACAGGAGUAUCAAUACGUGGUACGACCCGAUCAAGUCAGACCCACGGAUAACUUGAAGCCCGAAGGUGACUUCUACAGUCCCGAAAAGCAGAAGUAUACGCCAGGAGAACGUCCAACCCAAGUAAGACCAGAAGACAAUCUCCGACCUGAGGGAGAAUUCUACAGUCCCGAGAAACCCAAGUACAGACCAGGUGAACGUCCAUCGCAAGUCAGACCUGAAGACAAUCUCCGACCUGAGGGAGAGUUCUACACUCCAGAUAAACCUGGAUUUAAACCUGCUGAGAGACCUGUCCAGAAGAAGCCGGAGGAUAAUCUGAAACCCGAGGGAGAUUUCUACAGUCCCGAAAAGCAGAAGUAUACGCCAGGAGAACGUCCAACCCAAGUAAGACCUGAAGACAAUCUGAGACCUGAGGGAGAAUUCUACAGUCCCGAGAAACCCAAGUACAGACCAGGUGAACGUCCAUCGCAAGUCAGACCUGAAGACAAUCUCCGACCUGAGGGAGAGUUCUACACUCCGAAUAAACCUGGAUUCAAACCCGCUGAGAGACCAGUCCAAAAGAAACCCGUGGACAAUCUGAAGCCCGAAGGAGAGUUUACGAAGCCUGAGAAACAGGUUUACAAACCUGCUGAUAAGAACGAAAGGAUCAUUCGUAAGGACAACCUACGUAGCGAAGGUGAAAUGACGUUCGUUGAGAAACAGGAGUAUCAAUACGUAGUACGACCCGAUCAAGUCAGACCGACGGAUAACCUGAAGCCCGAAGGUGACUUCUACAGUCCCGAAAAGCAGAAGUAUACGCCAGGAGAACGUCCAAGCCAAGUCAGACCUGAAGACAAUCUCCGACCUGAGGGAGAGUUUUACACUCCGGAUAAACCUGGAUUCAGACCCGCUGAGAGACCAGUCCAAAAGAAACCCGUGGACAAUUUGAAGCCCGAAGGAGAGUUUACGAAGCCUGAGAAACAGGUUUACAAACCUGCUGAUAAAAACGAAAGGAUCAUUCGUAAGGACAACCUACGUAGCGAAGGUGAAAUGACGUUCGUUGAGAAACAGGAAUAUCAAUACGUGGUACGACCCGAUCAAGUCAGACCCACGGAUAACCUGAAGCCCGAGGGUGACUUCUACAGUCCCGAAAAGCAGAAGUAUACGCCAGGAGAACGUCCAACCCAAGUAAGACCUGAAGACAAUCUCCGACCUGAGGGAGAAUUCUACAGUCCCGAGAAACCCAAGUACAGACCUGGUGAACGUCCAUCGCAAGUCAGACCUGAAGACAAUCUCCGACCUGAGGGAGAGUUUUACACUCCGGAUAAACCCGGAUUCAGGCCCGCUGAGCGGCCGAUCCAGAAGAAACCCGUGGACAAUCUGAAGCCCGAAGGAGAGUUUGCGAAGCCUGAGAAACAGGUUUACAAACCUGCUGAUAAAAACGAAAGGAUCAUUCGUAAGGACAACCUACGUAGCGAAGGUGAAAUGACGUUCGUUGAGAAAGAGGAGUAUCAAUACGUGGUACGACCUGAUCAAGUCAGACCCACGGAUAACCUGAAGCCAGAGGGUGACUUCUACAGUCCCGAAAAGCGGAAGUAUACGCCAGGUGAACGUCCAACGCAAGUCAGACCUGAAGACAAUCUCCGACCUGAGGGAGAGUUCUACACUCCGGAUAAACCUGGAUUUAAACCCGCUGAAAGGCCUGUCCAGAAGAAGCCGGAGGAUAAUCUGAAACCCGAGGGAGAUUUCUACAGUCCCGAAAAGCAGAAGUAUACGCCAGGAGAACGUCCAACCCAAGUCAGACCUGAAGACAAUCUCCGACCUGAGGGAGAGUUCUACACUCCAGAUAAACCUGGAUUCAAACCCGCUGAGAGACCAGUCCAGAAGAAACCCGUGGACAAUUUGAAGCCCGAAGGAGAGUUUACAAAGCCUGAGAAACAGAUUUACAAGUCGGGCGACAGAACUACCAAGAUAAUCCAGAAGGACAACUUACGAACGGAAGGUGAAAUGACGUUCGUUGAGAAGAAGGAAUAUCAAUAUGUCGUACGACCAGAUCAAGUAAAACCAUCGGAUAACUUAAAGCCGGAAGGAGAGUUCUUCAGCCCCGACAAACCCAAAUACCAGCCCGGCGAGCGAGUUACCGUUGUGCGGCAGAAGGAUAACUUAAAGGUGGAGGGAGAGUUUUACGCGCCUGACAAACCAGACUUCCAGCCUGCCGAAAGGCCCAAGCAAAAGAAGCCCCAUGAUAAUUUAAAACCAGAGGGAGAGAUGAUUAUGCCAGAAAAAAUUAAAUACAAGCCCGCCGAUAAAGUUAAUAGAGUGGUUCACAAGGAUAAUCUCCGUUCGGAAGGAGAGAUGACUUUCACAGAGAAAACUGAGUAUCAACACGUCGUUAGACCCUCCCCGGUUAGGCCGGAGGACAAUCUGAAGACCUCGGGUAAGUUCUACGUACCAGAAAAGCCAGCAGUUACAAACGGGGAUCGCCCCGAGGCGGUAAGACCCAAGGAUAACCUGAAGCCAGAAGGGAUUAUGUACACCCCUGAAAAGCCGAAAUACGAGCCUGCCUCCCGACCAGAGCAGAAGAGGUAUGUGGACAACCUAAAGCCCGAGGGCAAGAUGCACAUGCCUGAGAAGGAAGCGUUCAGGCCGGCAGAUAGAGUGACGACAGUCAUCAGAAAGGAUAACCUGAAGACCGAGGGGGAAAUGACCUUCACACAAAAGGACGUGUAUCAUCAUGUAAAGCGGCCCGAACAGGUGAAGCCGUGCGACAACCUGAAGGUCGAAGGAGAAUUCUUCACACCUGAUAAGAAACCCUUCCGUCCAGCCGAGCGGCCCAUCCAAAAGAAGCCAAAGGACAACUUGAAACCGGAGGGAGAAUUCUACAGGCAAAGCGACCGCACGGAGACCGACAGCACAACGGUAGAAACUACAAAACGAGAGACCGCUAAGCGACCGGUGGAUAACCUCAAGCUGGAAGGUUCCAUGACAGUGACCCGCAAGGAUGAUUAUAAAAAGGAGACCAACAAGACCACGGUAGAGCAGGUUCAGCGGACACAGAAGUACCAGCACAACAGCUCCUCCAUCAGCCUGGGAACCGACACCGCCAUCCGCAAGACCACCAACCAGAUGAACUAUGUGUCCGGCAAGGAUGCUGUCAAGCAGGUGGAUUCCAACAGUCAGAACCCAGUGGACGGUCUUAUUGUUGUGUCCACCACGAAGGUGACCACCGUUAUAGGAGGCCGCCACAAGGAGCCCGAAACCGAGUACGUGAAGCGCCCAGCCAAGAUAAACGUGAUCGAGAACGUGGCCAAAAACACUACGACCACAAACAUCGAGAACACCCAAAACAUCCAUAAAGAAACCACCUCGAUGCAGAGGAGCCACAAUGUCAUCGAGAAUAGUGCAGUGAACACUGUGAAUACUGCAGUCCGUGGAUCGGACAUCUCCAGCAAGGCCCUCCAAACCAGCACUACGAAUCGUGGAGGUCAGAUCAGCAGGGACACUACUGGAGACUCCACAUCCCGUGUAGUGUCGAGAAAAACCGUCUCGAACAACAUAACUGGAGAUUCCACGACUCGAGUGGUCUCUGGAAAAACACUCACCAGCAACGUUACCGCAGACUCCACUUCAAAGGUAGUUUCCGGAAGGAACGUCUCCAGCAACAUCAUUGGAGAUUCAUCCACCCGUGUGGUGUCCGGAAGGAAUGUCUCGAGCAACAUUACUGGGGAUUCAUCCGCUCGCAUGGUAUCUGGCAGAAACGUCACCACUAAUAUAAUUGGUGACUCGUCUUCCCGCGUGGUAGCCGGUGGCCAAAACGUGAUUGAUGACUCAACAUCACGAGUGAUCUCGGGCGACAGGACCUCCAGCCACAACAUUGUUACCGGCAGCUCCACAUCCCAUACGAGCUCCUCCAAGCACUUCCAUCACCGCAAGAGCGAGUUCUCCUCGGAGGCGGAUGUCUCAAAUACGAUCUUCCAUCGGAAGAACGCCGCCACCGACUCGGCUGCAGCCAAUGGCAGCAGUCUCACUUCAAACGGGAAGAUGAUGCGGAAGAGUAUUUUGAAUUUGCACGAGCAACCCUCCAGCACGCCCCAUGCCAGCGAUCGUCAGAGCUAUAGCAGCAUCCACCGGCAGAACCGGGAGUCGGACCAGAACACCAGCUUCUCCAGUGAGCGCCGCAGCUGCAGUGUCCACAAGGAAAACAGGGAGAGCAACGUGAAGAACUCUUCGUCCAUGUCCCGAAUCAUAUCCGGAGGAAGCACUGCCACUGCCACAGACAACAGAUCAACUGUCACACGCACCCAAGUGUUGGGCGGUGGCAUCGAUUUUCCCUCCCAAUCUCAGACCCAUGUGGGAGCCCAUGGCAGGCGCCACCACCAUGUAUCCACUUCCAGCGGCGGCAUCGAUUUUCCCUCUUACAGUGCCCACGGACACACCGAACGGGUGGUCACCCGUAGGGGCAACCAGUCCUCCAUCAGCCUCGGCAACGACACAAAGUGUACGGGAUCGAGUCAGUACAAGAGCGAGUACAUUACAGCCCCGAGCACCACCUGUGCAGUGCAUAAUAUUAAGAAAGGUGCAUUCCAACAUACCAGGAGUACUCAAGAACACAAGUUCUUCAAGACCUCAAACUAACAAUUAAUAACAUCCAUAUCAAAUCCCAUAUUAACGUGUAAUAGUGCAUAAGUUUCCAUGACAAUAUAUCUUUUAUACAAUAUACAAGCCGAUCCGAAAAUCCAGAUUAACAAAUAAAUAUCAUUUUUCAAAAACAAAAAAACUGUUUCAAUUUGUUUUGGAUCAACUUGAGAGAUGACGUCUUUAUUGAGAGUUUAAAAUAGGCUAGUGUCGUUUUUAGGACUAGUGUGUAUAGGUAACUGUAUAUUUAAACUUUAAAAAAAUCUGCACAAUGGUUUCUAUCUAUAACAUACAUACAUUUAGAUCCGUAUCUGUAUAAUGGUGUACAGUUUAUUGUUAAAUUUCUUCAAUUUUUCUAUAUUUCAUAAUGCGCGUUAGUACAAUAAAUAUUUCUCUUUUCGUAUGUGUAUAUAUUUAA
Molecule: messenger RNA, 13092 nt
Organism: Drosophila pseudoobscura
Lineage: Eukaryota; Metazoa; Arthropoda; Insecta; Diptera; Drosophilidae
Gene: Sdb
Product: SAXO downstream of blistered
Exons: 5
Coding region: 603-12674 (4023 amino acids)
Cellular component (GO): axonemal microtubule; cytoskeleton; centriole
Molecular function (GO): microtubule binding
Source: RefSeq, a predicted model, not a curated record